GAUGCACAGAAACAAACAGAAUGACAACGAAAGAGAAGUCAAAGUGGAAUAAAAGAACGCAAUGUUCGGCAAUCAACUGCAAAAACUAUCAGUGCAACAGUACCAAUCUUGCCUUUCAUCGUUUUCCCAAAGACCCUGACAGGUGUGCCAGGUGGGUGCAGAAUCUCAGGAAUGCAUCUUUGAUGGGGAUAAGCUUUCAGCGGCUCCAUCACAACUAUAGGGUGUGCAGUGCACAUUUUCACACUAGCCAGUUUAAGAGACCAUCUAAUGUCCAUGCAGGAUUGAAAUGGGAUGCAGUGCCCACAAUGGUUAAUGCUCCUACCCCACCACCCCCAUUGGACUUGGUGUUAAAGAGAAAGCCACCAAAGACGCGUCAGGAGUUACCACCAAAGAGACGUAAAAAAAGUAAUAUUGUUUACCUGCCAAAUACAGGCUCAUCCACUGCAGACAGUGUUCAACAACCCACUGGCUCAGAGACCGAUAUUACCUCUCCUGAUGCUUCUGUAGCAAGACCUUCGAUGUCACUGACUCCACUGUUGCCCCCAAUGUCAUUGCCAACAGGCCUUGAAGCUGCUGCCAGGGAACAUGCCCUGAAGAUGAAGAUUAGGAGUCUGAAGGUACAGGUGUGCAAACUGAAGGCGGAAGUGAACAGGCUGAAGAAGACCAGGAAGGCCUGUGUUAAUAAGGAGUCAGUGAUGAAGCAGUUGAAGAAACUCUUACCAGCUAAAGCAUAUGCUUUUAACAGUGAUGCUGUGCUGGAGUCUGUUGUGAGGGUGUUCUACCAAAACAUGUCCUGGACCGGCUGAGUGAUAUGAGAUGAGGCCACCAAGUUCAGCAGCAUUUGCCUUUGACCAUGAUGGAAGUGUACUGGUUUACCUAGCUGGGUAUAUGGCCAGUAAGGUUAUGGGGAAAUUCGCAGUCAGUGAAGAUGGUCCCUGCAAGGAGUGUAAAAUCUUAACCACAGAUAUCCCUGCCUAUUCACAGUACGCAUUCCUCAAGGACAAACAGUACACUGACCUCAAUUUAGGAGAGAAGAGCCUUAAAGUGCCCAGCAUGGCACUGGUGGAUUUAGUCAUAGCUCUGGAGUCUAACUUCCAAAGAAAAAAAAAUAAAAAUAAAGAUCAGCUCAGUUAUCCACACAGUUGGGCUGGGUGGGAAGCUAUUUACCAGUAGGAUGGUGAUUGUGAGUGAGGGCAGGGGAGUAGUGUGUGACACGGAGAAGUGCAAAAAGUCAUUCACCUACAUGGUUAGACUCUUUAUACGGAUCAGAAUCCAUCACAUCUUACGCACCCAAAAUUGGCAAAUCUCACAGCCAAAUUAGGCUCAUCUGUAAAUUUUAUGACACCUACAGUAAAUGUUGUAUUGUCUUGUAUAUGUUUUAUGUUAUCAGUUGUGGAAUCCAACCAUUAAGUACACAUUUAAGGUAGGUUUAGCCUACUUUGAGUAUUUCCCUUUUAUGCAACUUUACACUUUUAAUAUUACUAUUACUCCACUAGGUAUGAAAUAUAUAUUGUACGUUUUAAUCCCCGGGAACACUGCAAACAUGAUGAUCUUGUAGAACACGAUGCAUUGCUGUGUCUGUAAUAAUUGAAUAAUUAAUUUGAGACUGGCUGUAAAAAAAGUUGUUUUUUUGUUUACAGUCUUUC
This is a messenger RNA of Sinocyclocheilus rhinocerous, 1646 nucleotides long. Its product is annotated as 52 kDa repressor of the inhibitor of the protein kinase-like. The transcript is spliced from 5 exons. NCBI's taxonomy places the organism in Eukaryota, Metazoa, Chordata, Actinopteri, Cypriniformes, Cyprinidae. The record is from RefSeq and is a predicted model, not a curated record. The coding region runs from base 21 to 806 and encodes 261 amino acids.